Messenger RNA from Penicillium oxalicum, 522 nucleotides. RefSeq names its product putative COPII vesicles protein Yip3. The transcript has a single exon. Bases 1 to 522 code for a protein of 173 amino acids. The record is from RefSeq and is a predicted model, not a curated record. Gene Ontology annotation, cellular component: Golgi apparatus. NCBI's taxonomy places the organism in Eukaryota, Fungi, Ascomycota, Eurotiomycetes, Eurotiales, Aspergillaceae.
AUGGCAAUCCAGAUUCCUAUUGAGGUGAUCACCUCGCGUUUUGGUGACCGAUUCAACAGCCUUCGCAACCAGUCCAUGGGCUCCCGAUUUGCCAACCUCCGCCCCGUCUCCGAGUUCUUUGAUCUCAAGCGCCUGUCCAAACCUGCCAACUUUGGAGAAGUGCAGAGCCGAGUCAACUACAAUCUGGGCUACUUCUCGAGCAAUUAUGCCGUGGUCUUGGUGAUGCUGAGCAUCUACAGUCUGCUGACCAACCGGACUCUGAUGUUCCUGAUCCUGUUCCUUGCCGUUGGUCUUUGGGGAAUUGGAAAACUGAACGGUCGUGAUCUGGAUCUUGGAUUCCGCCGCUUCAACACAUCUCAGCUGUACACGAUCAUGGUCUGUAUCUCAGUGCCCUUGUUCUUUUGGGCCUCUCUGAUGGGGACCUUUAUGUGGCUGAUUGGUGCCACCGGUGUGACCGUGCUCGGGCACGCCGCCAUGAUGGACAAACCAAUUGAGAAUGCUUUUUCCGAGGAGGCGGUCUAG